CUUUUCCCUUUUUCCUCAGCCCCCCGUGGAAACGGUGCAUAAAGAGAGAGCCCCGCGCCUCAGCCGGGGAGGCAAGCAGCGAGCAGACUGAGCCGCUCUGAGCUCUGCUGUUUUUCCUAGAAACGGAUCCGUGCACCUAGAAAAUAACAGGAAGGGAAAGCAGGGAGAGAAAAAAACACACGAAGAUCCUGUUGUUUUCGGUCGCUGCCCGAGGAAUAAUUUGGAGGAGAAGGAUCCAUAUUUCUGCUGCUGCCGAGGCUGCGGCGCCGGGGAUGGAGCGCGGGGCGCGGGCCGUGUAGCGGGCUCGCCCAGGGGCUGCCUUUCGGCCAGGCUCGCUCCGCCCGCGGGGGGAUUCCGGCCUCGGCCCCGGCCCGGGCGCUGCCCCGCCGGCAGUGGGAUCCCAGCAAUUGGGGGCCGGUGGGGCUGAGUCCAAGGCCUCCCCCUCCCCCGCUACACACACGCCCCCCACCUCUGCCGCCGCCGCCGGGGACAGAGGCUGGUGCCUGGGGCCCGACCCUGCUGCGGCUGCCGCUGCCUGUGCCUGGGCGGAUCGCACCCCGCGAGGGGCGGCUGGGUGCAGGGGGCGCGGGGCAGGCGGAGGAGGGAAGCUCCCGAUGUCGCGUCCGAGGCCCCGAGAGUACAAGGCUGGAGACCUGGUGUUCGCCAAGAUGAAAGGCUACCCGCACUGGCCGGCCCGGAUUGAUGAACUCCCUGAGGGAGCUGUGAAGCCUCCAGCAAAUAAGUACCCUAUCUUCUUUUUUGGGACUCAUGAAACAUUAUUUAUUAUUUCAAAGGCAAUCCAGCAACAGAGCUCGUCAGAAACUGAGGGAGAAGGAGGAAAUACGGCCGAUGCGAGCAGCGAGGAGGAAGGUGAUCGGGUAGAAGAGGAUGGAAAAGGCAAAAGAAAGAAUGAAAAAGCAGGCUCAAAACGAAAAAAAUCCUACACUUCAAAGAAAUCCUCCAAGCAGUCACGGAAAUCUCCCGGAGAUGAAGAUGAUAAGGACUGCAAAGAGGAAGAAAAUAAGAGCAGCUCUGAUGCGGGAGACGCAGGCAAUGACACAAGAAACACUUCUUCAGAUUUGCAGAAAACCAGUGAAGGGACUUAACCAACAUAAUGACUGCUGGACAUGAAGGGAAAACACAAGAAGGUUACGUGUUUGGUUGUCUAAUAUUCUUGGAUUUGAUAUGAGUCAGCACAUCUAUUCAUUGGUAUCAUCAACAGCAUCCCAGUUUGUAUGCACAUUAUUCACAUUCCUAUCUGUUGUGUUUGCAGAAAUGACAUUUUACCCUUUUUCUAAGGGAUAUCUUUUGAUUUUCAUAUUAUUUGGUUGCAUGGAGUUGCCCUUUUCCAGUGACUGAGGUUUAUGGAGACGUUGCAGAGUUGUACAUGUGGUAGAAGCCUUUUCUAAAGAGUAAAGGCAGAAACUCCAAAUUAAAUCGUUCAAAAUCUGCAUUUUUGUAAAACAAGCAAACCUUAGGAAUUAGUCCCCUACAUACAAGACCACAAGAAUCUAUUCCACCUACAAACAUAACUUUAAAUUACACCGUAUCCAUCUUUUCUUGUUUUUUGAUCCGUUUACAAAAUAAAAGAAAAAUCCUUCUUCAGCUGAGAUCAUUGCAAAGGUCAAUACUGUAAUAAAAUAUCUUUCCUUAUUAGAAGUACCUAGCUAGUUAUACUCGUUAAUAUUUCUCAAAAUCACGAUGUAAUGUACACUAUCUGGCUUAGUACCUAUAUGUGGAGUUAGUGAAAGUCUUUUUGUGUUUCUUUAGAUUAAUACAAGGAUUUUUUCCAAUGCCAACACAAUUUGAGCUCAUUCAUUUGGAAGUUUUCCAUUUCUAAGCUUAUUGUGACACAGAAACCCUAUGAAACCAAACCAAAACAUCAAAUGUUCAGUAUUGAAAGGCUUAAAAAAAGGAUCCUGUCAUUCUUCUGUUUUUGUUUUUUGUUUUUUUGUUUUUAAUUUUGGAAAUAGAUCUAGACUAGGAAGUAAGCAUUCCAAAACCAUUAUUCUGUGUACAUUAUUGUUGCUAUUGUGAUAAUAGAGAAUUUUAUUUAUUUUUAUGCCAGCUUUUAUUGUGAAAACAUAUUUAGUCUGGUUUUAUCAAUCCUUGUUAUGCUUGUCCUUGGAACAUCUUUUGCGUAUUCAAGGUUUGUAGUUGACAAGUUUACUGUAAAAAACAAAACAAAAAAAACAAAAAACAAACAAAACAAAAAAUGUAUUGUUUUUACAGAAUAAAUUUAUUGGAAUGUGUAUUGGGAGUAAGGUUUGAGGUUGUAAGCAACUAAGUUAGCGUCAUAUUUGGCUUCAUACGUGUAAUAAUGUGAGGUAUUAAUGUAACUCAAGUAUUAAAGCAAAACAUUCUGUUAACACUGAGUUGACAAUAAUAGA
This is a messenger RNA of Chrysemys picta bellii (western painted turtle), 2390 nucleotides long. Lineage: Eukaryota; Metazoa; Chordata; Testudines; Emydidae. The record is from RefSeq and is a predicted model, not a curated record.